Molecule: messenger RNA, 1557 nt
Organism: Theileria annulata
Lineage: Eukaryota; Apicomplexa; Aconoidasida; Piroplasmida; Theileriidae
Exons: 1
Coding region: 1-1557 (518 amino acids)
Cellular component (GO): BAT3 complex
Molecular function (GO): misfolded protein binding; polyubiquitin modification-dependent protein binding
Source: RefSeq, a predicted model, not a curated record
AUGAUGGUAAAUAUAACUUUUAGAUCAAUGGAUGAAACCACUUUCACUUGCUCCAUGGACACUUCAACCUCGGUAAGGCGUAUCAAGGCUUUUAUUGAGCUUUACAAUGGGUCUCCAGCAAACUCCCUAAGGUUGAUCUACAGGGGUCAGCUCCUCAAGGAUGAUUACACCCUUGAUUCCUACAAUAUUACCACCGAUAAUACCAUACACGUUGUUUGUAACAACCCCCCAAAUGCAAAUAAUAAUAAUACAGAAAAUAAUGCUAAUAACAUGGAAAGUAAUACAAAUGGCAUAGAAAAUAAUACCAAUAACAUGGAAAACAAUACUCAAAAUAAUAGUGACAAUGGGGAAAAUUACAGUCAAAAUGACAGCAACAAUGCUACAAAUAAUAAUAAUGAUCAGAACAAUAGUAACAAUUAUACAAAUACUAGUAACAACGGGCCAAAUUAUAGUUAUUACGGUACUACUAAUACGAGCAGGAUGGUUUACGGUAUACCAAUGGGUAUAUAUAUGAGUCCAAUAUACACCACUGUUACUGUACCUGACAAUGAUACUGCUAACCCUGAUACUACCAAUUCUAGCACUGCUGGUGCCGGUGGAAAUGCUGGAUUUAAUAAUUUGGGAACAUUAGUUUCACGGGUUAUUACAACUGCCGUUAACUCGUUUAUUUCCAACUUAGGCCCUGUAAAUACUGGAAGCCACACAUAUACUAAUACACCUAACCCCAAUAAUAGUUUCAAUCAAACUAAUAAUACACCAAAUGCCAAUACUAAUAAUACGGCAAAUACUUUUAAUUUCACUAAUAUACCAUCAAACGGCAACAAUAUGCCCAGUACCGAACCAAACACUUAUAGUGAUCCUAAUACUGUAAACAAUUAUGAUGAUAGAAUAGAAAGUGUAAUGAUUCAAGAAUUGGAUAAAAUCAAUUUUUUAAUGAAUCAAAUUAUUAACUCUUUGAUAGUGUAUUCUUCACCAAGAAGUAACACAAGAUACAAUAACUUACAAUGUAAUAAUAUAAAUCAAAUGCUAAAUGAAUUACUAGAAGCCUUAGAAUUAAGAUUAUCACUACCAAAUACCCAAACCAAUUUACAAAAUAAUAUGAUUCAUGGUAAUAAUAGUUUGGUAACUGAUGGAAAUUUCAUAUCUAGAUUUCAAAAUAUUUUGGUAAAUUUAAUUUCUGAGAUUAGACUGACGCUUACGAAUAACAGUGUGGAGGUACGAGAAAGAUAUAAAGGAUUAAUAGAAGUUCUGUUAUUAAUAAUAAACUUACUCGUUCAAGUAACUUUACAGUUUUACUUACAGUAUUUGAACACAUCCCCAAAUUCUUCAUCAGAUCAGUUUCUCUCAAUUUUUCAAAAUCACAUCAAUAACAAUACACAUACUACUGAUACCGCUAAUGAUACAACAAAUGGUGUAAAUAAUGGUAUGGAUGACACAGCUGAGGUCGAUGUUGACGAAAAUGAUAAUAUUAUGGUGAAAUACACCAAUAAUCCGGAAUUCAAGAGCAAAAUGGACCGAAUAAAGAAAAUUAAGUUUUCAAACUCUUACCAUAUGUAA